Messenger RNA from Protobothrops mucrosquamatus (brown spotted pit viper), 2194 nucleotides. RefSeq names its product solute carrier family 27 member 4 (gene SLC27A4). Gene Ontology annotation, molecular function: long-chain fatty acid-CoA ligase activity; long-chain fatty acid transmembrane transporter activity. Bases 78 to 2009 code for a protein of 643 amino acids. Gene Ontology annotation, cellular component: microvillus; endoplasmic reticulum membrane; plasma membrane. Gene Ontology annotation, biological process: medium-chain fatty acid transport; long-chain fatty acid import into cell; very long-chain fatty acid catabolic process. The record is from RefSeq and is a predicted model, not a curated record. The transcript has 13 exons. Lineage: Eukaryota; Metazoa; Chordata; Lepidosauria; Squamata; Viperidae.
AGGGAAGGAAAAAAUUCGCUAAUUGGAGGAACAGAAGGGUUAACCAAGAGCAGGAGCCUGCAUUUUUCACAGCCAAUAUGAUGCGUUGGGUGAGCCUCCUAUCAAUGUCCGUCAUUUUCCGGCUGUUUUUUGACCUGCCCUGGAUUCAAGUGGUGCCAGCCCUUGUCAUAUUCUAUUUGGGCUCCAGUGGAUGGCAGUUCCUCCGGAUCUUCGUGAAGACGAUCAAGCGGGACGCUACGACCGCCAGGGCCGUCCUGUCCACCCGCUUGAAGAUCUGGUGGUACGUGAAACGGAGGACCACCAUCCCCGCGCUCUUCCAGCAGACGGUCCAGAGACACCCGGAGAAAGUGGCCCUCGUCUUCCAAGGCACGGGAGAAAAAUGGACCUUCCGCCAGCUGGACGACUACUCCAACCAGGUGGCCAAUUACUUCUACGAGCAGGGCUUCCGCUCGGGGGAUGCCGUGGCCCUCUUCAUGGAGUCCUGCAACCAGUAUGUCGGCCUCUGGCUCGGGCUGGCCAAGAUUGGGGUGGAGACGGCUCUCCUGAACUCCAACGUGCGGCAGGAGUCCUUGGUCCACUGCAUCCAGAUCUCCCACGCAAAGGCCAUCGUGUUUGGAAGCGAGCUGGCCGAAGCCUUGAAGGAUGUCCAGCCCUCCCUGGAUAGAUCCACUCGCCUCUUCUGCUCCGGUGAUCCACAGGCCGCCAGCUCCCUGCCAGGGGUGGAAGAUCUCGACUCUCCGGUUGCGAAGGCCCCGCGCCAACCGCCCAGCCCACCGGACAAGGGAUUCUUAGACAAACUCUUCUACAUUUACACUUCCGGAACAACGGGCUUACCCAAGGCAGCAAUCAUCGUCCACAGCAGGUAUUUCCGGAUGGCGACCCUGGUUUACGGGGGCUUUCGCAUGACGCCGGAUGAUGUGGUUUACGACAGUCUCCCUCUCUACCACACGGCAGGGAAUAUUGUCGGGAUCGGGCAGUGUCUCCUGCACGGAAUGACGGUUGUGAUCCGGAGGAAGUUUUCAGCGUCUCAGUUUUGGGAUGAUUGUGUCAAGUACAACUGCACGAUUGUACAGUACAUCGGGGAGAUUUGCCGUUACCUGCUGAACCAGCCGUCGAAAGAGGUGGAGCGUCAGCACCGAGUUCGGAUGGCGCUGGGGAACGGCCUGCGGUCCUCCAUCUGGAAGGAGUUCGUGGAACGCUUCGGCAUCCCCCAGAUUGCCGAGUUUUACGGCUCCACCGAGUGUAACUGCAGCGUGGGGAAUUUUGACAACAAGUUCGGAGCCUGUGGCUUCAACAGCAGAAUCCUCCCCCAUGUUUACCCCAUCAAGCUAAUCCGGGUCAACGAAGACACCAUGGAGCUGAUCCGGGGACCAGAUGGGCUUUGCCUGCAGUGUGAACCAGGGGAACCAGGUCAGCUGGUGGGGCGCAUCGUCCAAAGCGAUCCGUUGCAGCGUUUUGACGGCUACUUGAACCACGAGGCCAACAAUAAGAAGAUCGCCCGAGAUGUCUUCACCAAAGGCGACUCUGCCUACCUCUCAGGUGACGUUCUGGUCAUGGACGAGCUGGGCUACCUGUAUUUCCGAGAUCGCACGGGAGACACCUUCCGCUGGAAGGGUGAGAACGUCUCCACGACCGAGGUGGAGGGCACCCUCAGCCGGAUCCUCAGCAUGGCGGAUGUGGUGGUCUACGGCGUGGCAGUGCCAGGCACGGAAGGGAAAGCUGGCAUGGCUGCCGUCGUCGAUAAGGAACAUUCCUGCGACUUGGAGCGGUUUGCAGCAGAAAUGAAGAAAUCGUUGCCGGCCUACGCCCGGCCGGUUUUUUUGCGCUUGCUGAAGGAAGUGCAUCAGACAAGCACCUUCAAGUUCCAGAAAGUCGAUUUACGCAAGGAAGGAUAUGAUCCCAGAGUGGUGAAAGAUAAAUUAUUCUACUUGGACUCUCGGGAAUGCCGGUAUAAGCUAUUGGACGAAGAAAUCUUCGAAAAGAUCCAGUCGGGACAAAUCAAGCUGUAAAAGGAGGGGAGAGGAAUCAAAAGGACUUUUUUUCCCCCCUUCAAAAACUCAUCAUAUCCUUCGGUGCAAGGACUUGGGAUUACGAUGGGACAGGAAAACUGGAAACGGUCAAGUCAGUUUCUGGGUUUGGGCUCCCUCCCCCUUGUUGCCGACCACCUCCCGACCUGACGCCAGAUUAGAGGGGG